AUGCUAAAACACUCCAGUAUUGUCUCUCUUUCUCUCUCUCUCUCUCUCUCUCUCUCUCUCUCUCUCUCUCGCUUUCUUUAUCUAUCUAUCUCUCUUGUUUUCUCUCUCUUUUUUAAGUUCUUUCUAUCUCAUUCUCUCUCUUUCUCGUUCUCUCUCUAUAUAUUUUCUCUCUUACUCACUCUCUCUUUCAUUCUCUCUCUCUUUCCCGUUCUUUUGUUCUCUGUCUCUCUUUCUCAUUCUCUCUCUAUAUAUAUUUCUCUCUCUUUUUUUCUCGUUCUCUCUAUAUAUAUUUUUCUCUUUCUUUCCCUCUCUCUCUCUCUCUCUCUCUCUCUGCGUGUGUGUGUCUCUCUCUCUCUUUGCCGUACACACGCACCAUCUAAAUUUUUCUUUCUCUCUCUCUCCCUCACACACGUACCAUCUAAAUUUUUCUUUUUUCUUUCUCUCUCUCUCUCACACACACACCAUCUAAAUUUUUCUUUUUUCUUUCUCUCUCUCUCUCUCUCUCACACACACACACCAUCUAAAUUUUUCUUUUUUCUUUUUCUCUCUCUCUCUCUCUCUAUCACAUACACACAGACACACACACCAUCUAAAUUUUUAUUUUUUCUUUCUCUCUCUCUCUCUCACACACACACAUACACCAUCAAAAUUCUUCUUCUUUCUGUCUCUCUCUCACACUCCGUAAAAAUUCUUCUUUCUUUCUCUCUCUCACAUCAUCAAAAUUAUUAUUCUUUCUUUCUUUCUUUCUUUCUCUCUCUCUCUCUCUCUCUUAUACACCGCCAAAAUUAUUCUUUUUCUCUUUCUCACUCUCACACACCAUCAAAAUUAUUCUUCUUUCUCUCACUAUCUCUCUUUCUCUCACAUCAUCAAAAUUCUUCUUUCUCUCUCUCUCUCUCUCUCUCUCUCUCUCUCUCUCACACCAUCAAAAUUCUUCUCCUUUUCCCUUCUCUCUAUCUCUCACUCACCAUUAAAAUUCUUCUUUUUCCUCCUACUCUCUCUCUCUCUCUCUCUCUCUCUCUCUCUCUCGCUACAGUUUUGAGUCUCUUAAUAUCUAUCUAUCUAUCUAUCUAUCUAUCUAUCUAUCUAUGUUUCUAA
Acanthosepion pharaonis is the source of this 1095-nucleotide messenger RNA. The record is from the annotation of a GenBank genome assembly. NCBI's taxonomy places the organism in Eukaryota, Metazoa, Mollusca, Cephalopoda, Sepiida, Sepiidae.